Messenger RNA from Hermetia illucens (black soldier fly), 925 nucleotides. RefSeq lists its product as uncharacterized. Bases 164 to 778 code for a protein of 204 amino acids. NCBI's taxonomy places the organism in Eukaryota, Metazoa, Arthropoda, Insecta, Diptera, Stratiomyidae. The transcript has 2 exons. The record is from RefSeq and is a predicted model, not a curated record.
CAUCAGGCCAUGAAAAACACAAAUGAAAUAAUCGGUCGGUUGGGCUUGUUAAUACGGGACUUCAUUCACAUUUUUUUUCUUUUUUUCAUAAUUCGUUUAAUUUUGUUUAAAAUAUAUUAAUAAAUUGUACUUGGAAAACUCAUCGUUAAGAAUAUAAAACACAAUGGAUUCGAAGACAGCUGUAAUGACGCGUGACUAUGGUAGUACGAAUAUGUCCGAUAUUCCCUUAACUUCAUCCGUGGAAUGCUUACGGGAAAGUAGCAGGAUCGACGGCACGGUUAAGUUGAAGCCAAAGAAAAAUGAUUCUUUGCCGCGAUUUUUUAGACGUAAGAAGUCAGACCCGACGGAGUUCUGCAUGUCCACAAAAGAGGAACUGAAGCCAGAUCCGAGGACGAAUUCUUUGGGACGAAGAAUACAGUAUCGAAUUGCGCAGAUGAGAAAUCCACCGGGAUCACCCGUGGAAUCGCUAGAUUCAGGUACAGCCAUUGAAACGAAACGAGGGAGUCUACGUAGUGCUCUGUCAGGGUACUGGAGUUCCAUAUUUAAGAAAACUCCUCGUGAAGCUGGUGAAAUAGUUACUCCAACAAAAGUUGAAAAACCUCCAACAAUGGUCCAUGGAGCUAUUGCAGCUAUGUCUGAGAGCAAGCCUCCAUCCGUCGCUGAUACUAUUCCAAUCACAAAGGAGCGGACUCCAGAGAUACCGAAAUCGGUUGUAGAUGAACCUGAUGAAUUGGAAAAAGCUGUCAAGGGCACCACACAAGAAGUGUAUGUUGGAUAACUUUGGAUGAUGUGUUUAUUAUAAAGACUAAUGAUAAACGAUUUAAUUUUGCAUAUUUUAGUUGGAUUUGAUUUGAUUUUUCAAGGUACAAGUUGAAAUUAAUGGAAUAUUGAAAGGAUAUUUUUAUAAAAAUAUCAAGUCCCGGUA